This is a messenger RNA of Trifolium pratense (red clover), 4067 nucleotides long. Its product is annotated as pyruvate dehydrogenase E1 component subunit alpha-3, chloroplastic-like. The record is from RefSeq and is a predicted model, not a curated record. Bases 3033 to 3824 code for a protein of 263 amino acids. Gene Ontology annotation, molecular function: oxidoreductase activity, acting on the aldehyde or oxo group of donors, disulfide as acceptor. NCBI's taxonomy places the organism in Eukaryota, Viridiplantae, Streptophyta, Magnoliopsida, Fabales, Fabaceae. The transcript is spliced from 4 exons.
UCUCUCUCUCUCUCUCUCUCUCUCUCUCUCUCUCUCUCUCUCUCUCUCUCAGCCUCGCAGUCACAUUCAGGUAAGCAGAGCUUGAUUUUUGAUGAUUUUUAAGCUUGUUGUUUGAUGAAUGAUGAUGAGUGAUUGUUAAGCUGUUUUGAUUGUUAUUUGUUAAGUGAUUAUAUAAAUAAAUUGUUAAGUGAUGGUUAAUUAGUUUAGAUGUAAGAAAAACAGUGGUGGUUUUGUUUUGUGUGUGGUGGAUGAAAGAUUGGGAUGUUGUUUGGAGGAGGUUAUUGGUGGUUUGUGAUGAUGAUGAUGAUGAUUGGGCGCAGAAUAACAGUUGUGUUAUUGGGUUGAUGUUUUUUCCUAGAUUAUGCAGAUGAAAAAGGGAAACUUUGAGUUGGUGGAAGAUAAGGGUGUUAAGAUAUUGAUUGAUAACAAGGCUGUUUUUCAUGUUCUUAGAACCGAGAUAGAUUUCGUUGAUGACAAACUAAGGUAAAUGUUUCAUUUAGUUAUACUAUAUAUGCCCAUCUUGUAGUUUUGAUUAUAAACCGUUGAUUUGAAUCCAAAAGAAGCUUAUUCAUACACAUUUGGAUUUUUAACAGUAAUGAAUCUUAUGUAAGUAAAAUUGUUCUGUCUGUUCAGUAUUCACUGUGUUGCUCUUGGAUGAAUCCAUCCUCUUGUUUGGAUAGUUUUUACUGGUGUUGUCUGAAAUUGAAAAGUGUCCAUAAUUUCAUGUGUUGAUGUUUGAUAUGAAGUGACUUAGAAUCUUAAGCUUAAUUUGUUGCAAAUUUGCAAUUAUUCAUGUUCCCCUAUGUUGCCAGGGUUAAGUUUUGCCAAAUCUCCUUCCCUUCCACUUCCAAACUGUGAAUAAUCAUGCUUAUCUUUAUACAACUCUUAUUAUUUAGUGUUAAUGAGCUAGACCUGUUGUCUAAUGGGAAAACUUCAUGCACAUUUUGGCCAUUGUUUAACCUGAUACUGCAAUUUUUUACUAUGGCCUUAUGCUGAAGAUAUAUGAAUGAAUUUGUAUUUCGGUUAUAAUGGAUUUUAUUCAAAUAUUGGGUAUUUGGGUAUUGCAUAUGAAUAUGUAAUACUAAAAGGGAAGCUUUUGAUGAAAUACUCAUGAUAUGUGGUACGUAUAACAACUUGUAUGCUAUGCUAUGCUUGUUGUUAGGAAUAGUCAAUGACUAUGUUGCAAUCCGUUCACAUGUGUAAAAAUCUACUUCAUUAAAUGAAAUUUUGAUGUCCAACAACACUAGCUCGAAAUCCAUUAAUUCACAUUAGUUACUGCUUGAUCUAAUCUCUGGAUUGAAUCCUUUAGAGUUUUAAGGCUGUUCUGCCUCCAUUUUAGCAUACCCCUUGUACAUGAAGGCUUAGACCUCCUUUGUAGAAAAGGGAAGAUGUCGAUGAAUACAUGGCAUGAAUAUUAACAUGGCAUGAAUAUAAGUGUAUGGUUACAUGUGCAUGAUCUGCUAUUUGCUUGUACUUUUUUCUUUUGAGUGCAUUUGUUUAAAAUAUUAUUUCUUGGCAGAUCUGAGUUUGUUUUCAACAAUCCAAACUCCAAAGGCAUGUGUGGUUGUGGUGAAUCUUUCAUGACAACAUCAAUAAAAUAAUUUUCGUCUUAUUUUUACAAUCAGCGGAUCAGGCGUUAAACAUUUUCUCUUAUAUUUAUUUGUUUAGACAUGUUGAGAUGGUGCGGUGUUUUUUGGGUUUGCACAUGUUGGGAUCUUUGUAUUCAGCUUUUUUAUUGAAUUCUGAUAUAUGUCAUUAUUUGUACUAACUUUGGUUAUUUGGUGUGUAUUACUUGUACUAAUUUUUGUUAUGUGGUGUGUAGCAGCGGUCUCCAAAGCUAACCAAUUAAUUGUUGAGUAUAAUAAAGUGAGAGAAAUGAUUUAAAUUUUUUACUCAAAAUGAGUAAAAAAAAAAAGAUUUACUCAAAAUCUUCCAAUGUCCUUUUUCAAUGAUUCUGAAUUCUUUCAUAUUAUUUUUUUUUUAGUCAAGUAAAGAAAAAUAAACUCAUGUAAGAUGACUCUUCUCCCAUCUUACCUUGGUGAGUCAUGUCUUCCACUCUUUUCCAAACUUGCAAACAUUUGGAGUGUGGUGAGCUGAUUCAGUGUUGGAUCUUUGGUGAUCAUGUUAUCCAAUUAUCUUUAUAUACAAUGUUUUGAACUCAAAACCUAAUCAAGUGUUACUGGUACUGCUUCUUCAGUCCACCAUCAUAUCGUUAUGUGAAUUUUUUUCAAUAAUAAAAUAUUAUUCUAUGGUUGUACCAUUAUUUUAUAGUUCUCGCGUGAAACAAGUUUACAAUAUGUACAAGUCAGUUUUUACCUUAGAGGCUAGCUUGGAUGUGUGGGUAUCAUCAAGUAGAGUUACACAUUGUUUCACAAGUGCAAAACAUCAUGGAGAUGUUGAGAUAUAACUGUAGUAAGAUUGUGAGUAUAAUAGAUUCCUCAAAAUUUGAACAAUUCAAAUUUAUAAAAUGUUUUGAACUGAAAUGAUGUUUGUAUGAUGCCGGAGGUGUUGAGGUUAUAGUAUAUAUUUGAUUUUAUUAGAAUUGUAGACAUCAAGGGGUCCAUAGCUCAGUGGUAGAGCAUUUGACUGCAGAUCAAGAGGUCAUCGGUUCGAACCCGGUUGGGCCCUUUUUAUAAUAUAUGUUUAUUUUUUUAUUUGUUACUAUCUGACAGUGUUACAAUUUUAUGAACUGCUUUUAUUUUUGCAAUAUGGGGUGUACACACGAACGCAGAGUGUCAAGCCUAUUUUAUUGUGAAUUGGUGGGAGAAGAGAAGAGGUGUUUGUUUGUUUGUAGGAAAAGUUGGGUGAUAUAGGUGAACUAACUAACUACUAUCUAACAGUGAAAUGAGAUUGUGAUUGGUGGUGCAUUCAAGUGUUGAAAGAAAGAAAGAGAAAAACUGAGUUAUUUAUUAGGCGGUGCUGACUGAUUUCUAUUACUUCUUUGUUUCCUCCGUCCGCCAUUCAUUCCUUUUUUCUUAUACAUACAUACAUUCAUUUUUGUGGUGAUUCCAUUAAUAAUAAUCAAAUCAAUAAUGUCGACUGUGUUGUCGACACCGAAGGUUGGUCUUCCUCUUCCUUUGAGAUCUACCAAUGCCAACAACCCUAUUGCUAUUGCUCAAUUCAAACCCUUCUUCCCCGGACCCACUCGUCUAACCUUCAAUGCUCCCAUUACUAACAACAAACCUUGCUCCACCGUUGUUGCCUCCGUUGCUGCUGCUUCUGUCAAGGCGGCUAACAAUCCCUCUAAUCUGCUUAUUACCAAAGAGGAAGGCUUGGUGCUUUAUGAAGACAUGAUAUUAGGCCGCUCCUUUGAAGACAAGUGUGCCCAAAUGUAUUACAGAGGCAAAAUGUUUGGUUUUGUUCACUUGUACAAUGGCCAAGAAGCUGUCUCAACUGGAUUCAUUAAGCUUCUUAAGAAAGAAGACUCUGUCGUCAGCACCUAUAGGGACCAUGUUCAUGCACUCAGUAAGGGUGUUCCUGCACAUGCAACCCUGUAUAUUGUUGUCUUCCUAGUUGGGAAUAAUUUAUCUGCUUUUGCUUUGGCAGCUGAGAAGGCACACUAUGCUGGUAGGGAUCCCAUCUCUGCAUUGAAGAAAUAUAUAAUUGAGAACAAAUUAGCCAGUGAACAGGAGUUGAAAACCAUAGAGAAGAAGAUUGACGAGGUCAUUGAGGAGGCUGUCGAGUUUGCAGAGGAGAGCCCGGUUCCACCCCGCAGCCAGCUUCUGGAAAAUGUCUUUGCUGAUCCAAAGGGUUUUGGAAUUGGACCUGAUGGCAGGUACAGAUGCGAGGACCCCAAAUUCACUCAAGGCACUGCUCAUGUCUAAUAUUUUCGAGCAUGGCAUUUAUCUGCUUGGAACUUUCAGUUUUGGAUUCUUGUUCUUAUACUUAAUAGAGAUCAAAUGUUAAUUAGAAAAUGUAUUACCGUUGAUGAACUAUAUAAGCAGGAUUUGUUCGUUAGGAUGGAAUUUUAUAUUUUUUUCUCCUCUAAUAUUCAUAUCAUUGUUAAGGAAUUAUUGUUGAGUGUUGACAACGAAAAUCCAUAAAAUUUUAUUCAUUCUCUUCUCUUA